GCCCAAGAGCAGAGCAGAAGAGGAGGGGCGUCACACACAGUUAGCUUUUCUCUCUCAUCUCUCUAUAUCUCCCUCUGUGCUUGGCAUGGUUUUGAGCCUUCCUAUUCUUUCAGGUCUCUGUUGAUUUAAGUGUCGAUUGAUUUGGAACUUGUGGGUUUUGUCACAAGUCUUGAAUUUUGUGUUAAAUUUGGUGGGUACUGUUCAUUUAUGAGUGUUGGAUAAUUACCUUUUUCUUUUUCUCUCACUUUCGAUUGCUUCUUUUUGAUUUUUCCCGAUCUGGGUUGAGAAUUAUUUCGCUCUUUUUGAGCUUCAAGAGGAAGUUGAGAGCUUUGGUACUAGAGAAGAAGAUUACAAGGUCUUUUUAUCAUGAUGAUUAUGGUGGAAAUGAGCGAUAUGUCUCUUUUGACCAGAGAAAAAGAGUUCAGAUAAAGCUCAAGAAAGAACCCAAGGAAGAAAAAGAUGUCCCCUUUGAUGUGCAUUCUUGGGUAUAAUUGCUAAUGAGAGAGAGAAAGAAAAGAGUGUAAAACUCUUCCCUUCUUUCUCUUUUUCGCUCUUUUUUCAUACACACGUUUCGUUUAUUGACUGUGGAUUUGAUGCGUCCUGAAGAAGACCAGUUCUUGCUUAAAAGGGUCUCUAUAGUUUAAGGUUUUUUGGGAAAUUUUUGACAAUACUCAAGAGGGCGGGUGAAAAUGCCGAUGUAUCAGCCUUUGAGUAGGAAGAGAGAUGCGUUUGAAGAGGGUGGUGGUGGGCAUGUGUUGGAUCUGGAAACCGCCGUGAAAGAUGGGAUUUUGGGUGGUGGAGGUGGGGUGGUCCACGGCGGUGCUACCGGGGUGAAAUUUAAUCUGAAAAAGAUGAUUGAAGAGCUCGAUUCUGUGGACAUUCCAUCGGUGUUUAUUUGCCCAAUUUCCUUGGAGCCAAUGCAAGACCCUGUGACCCUUUGCACUGGGCAGACCUAUGAGAAGUCCAACAUUCUCAAAUGGUUCUCCUUGGGUCAUUUCACUUGCCCCACCACAAUGCAAGAGCUUUGGGAUGACUCUGUAACUCCCAACACCACCCUUUACCAGCUAAUUUACAGUUGGUUUUCUCAAAGUUACUCAGCAAUGAAGAAGCGGUCAGAGGAUGUGCAAGGAAGGGCUUUGGAGCUUUUGGAGACAUUGAAGAAGGUUAAGGGUCAAGCAAGGGUUCAAGCUUUGAAAGAAUUGAAGCAAAUUGUAACUGCCCACAAUUCGGCGAAAACAACAGUUGUGAACAAUGGUGGCUUUGGUUUGAUUUCUUCUUUGCUUGGUCCUUUCACUACACAUGCUGUUGGGUCAGAGGCAAUUGGGAUUUUGGUGAACUUGGACCUCAAUUCAGAUUCAAGGACUAAUUUGAUGCAACCCACCAAGAUAUCCUUAAUGGUGGAUAUUUUAAAUGAGGGGUCCAUUGAUACAAAGAUCAAUUGUACGAAAUUGAUGGAAAAGUUGAUGGAGGGGAAGGAUUUCAAGUCAGAAAUUGUGUCGAGUUUGAGUCUUUUGGUGGGACUAAUGAGAUUGGUGAAGGAUAAGAGACAUCCAAAUGGGGUAUUGGCUGGACUCAGAUUGCUCAAGAUGAUUUGUUCACAUGAAGCUGUGAAGCACUCAGUUGUGAGCAUUGGGGCUGUUCCUCAAUUGGUGGAACUGUUACCUAAUCUGAAUGCUGAGUGUUUGGAAUUAGCCCUAUAUAUUCUUGAACUAUUGUCAACCCUUCCAGAGGGUAGAUUGGCUCUGAAGGAUUGCCCCAGAACCAUUCCAAAUGUGGUCAAGUUGUUGAUGAAGGUUUCGGAGAACUGUAAUCAGUUUGCAUUAUCGAUCCUUUGGGCCGUUUGUAAGCUUGCCCCAGAAGAAUGUGCUGCGCUUGCUGUCGAUGCAGGCCUUGCAGCGAAGCUCCUAAUGGUAAUUCAGAGUGGUUGCAAUCCAGUACUCAAGCAACGCGCAGCUGAGCUCCUGAAAUUGUGCAGCCUAAAUUAUACAGCUACCGUCUUCAUUUCAAAGUUGGACACUGGAACUGAAGAGCUGGCAGGAAAUAAUUCACGGCAACGUAAAAUUGAGCUCUGGAGGAAAAAGCUGUUCAUGCUCCCUAAGUCAUUCUCCUAUGCUUACAGUGAAACUGGUGUGAUCUCAGGCUUCAUUGAAGAAGCAGCAAAAAUGCGGCAUAGGCUUAAAUUGAUGUCGUUAUUGGCGAAUCGGUUCGAAACACUCUAG
Messenger RNA from Ilex paraguariensis (yerba mate), 2219 nucleotides. Lineage: Eukaryota; Viridiplantae; Streptophyta; Magnoliopsida; Aquifoliales; Aquifoliaceae. The record is from the annotation of a GenBank genome assembly.